CCUUAGUCAUUAAAUUUUUGUCUCUAAAAUCAUAAUUUGUGGUCGUGCAUCUUCAUUAACAAGACCCUUUGGAAAAAAGCCUAAAUUCUAACAAAUGGUCAUCUUUGUUUUUCUUUGGGCCAUGUUGGGCACCCAUUUUACAGAGUCAAGGGCAAUCAUAAGGUACUAUGCAGCAAAGAAUGCAGACUACGGUCCCAACCUACUAGGAACCACUCUGGAAGAGAAAGCCCUGGUUGACCAGUGGCUCGAGAUCGAAGCACACAACUUCAACGACUUGGUGUACAACAUGGUUCUUCAGCUGGUGGUCCUCCCACGCAUGGGGGAGCAAAGCGACUUGGCAUUGGUCCACAGCUGUGAGGACAAGCUUGAGAAAGUGCUCGACAUCUAUGAGCAGAGGUUGUCGAAGAGCAACUAUCUAGCUGGAGAUUCGUUCACGCUCGCUGACCUCAGCCACCUUCCGGCUAUUAGGUAUCUGUUGAAUGAAGCUGGGCUUGGACACUUGGUUAGAAACAGAAAGAAUGUGAAUUCUUGGUGGAUGGAUAUUUCAAGCAGGCCUGCCUGGAAGAAAGUCAUGAAUCUCAUGGACUAGCUUUUACUUUCUUAUUUUAUUUUAUUUUAUUUUGAGAAUUGUUGUUUAGACCGACUAAUCCUGCCCUAAUCCAUCUUGUAUCUAGUAUUACAUUGGUUUAGUUUAUGUGUCCCAACACAUACUAACCGACGUGAUACCAAUACGUGGUCGGUUUUAGAAGUGGAUUAAUCGGCAUAAUUAAAAAUCGUUUUUCUUUAUGUACUUGUUCUAUUUUAUUUCUUGGGGUGAUUGGUUGAAGUGAGCCAUGCUUAUCGUCUCUCUUGUAAGAACAUCUUUAUAAUGUAGGGGUAUUUCGUA
Messenger RNA from Camellia sinensis, 886 nucleotides. The record is from RefSeq and is a predicted model, not a curated record. NCBI's taxonomy places the organism in Eukaryota, Viridiplantae, Streptophyta, Magnoliopsida, Ericales, Theaceae.